AUGGCGGACGCGCAGUCCAAGAAUGGCGUGCCAGCUGUCCCGCUUGUGAAUGAGACCCGACGAGAUCGUAGACACUCGCUUCCAGUGCUGGCGAGGCCAUCCGAAGAUUGUGUGCUGGCGCGUUCUUCGAGAGGAGAUAUUCGGCUGCUUGUUCACCAUGCUGCAAGUCCUGGGGACCGUUCGCCUUCAAAUACGUCCUGCUCGCUUGACGAGCAAGGCUCUUUUCUUCUCCCGUCUGUGGCGACAGAGGCAGAGAGCCGCUGCAGAUUGAUUAAGCAAAUGAGUGGAACGCUUGCGUUCACACUUGUCGCUGCCUUCGCGCUCCUGACUGCGAUUUUCGUCCUUGCUGGCAGGUGA
Messenger RNA from Besnoitia besnoiti, 357 nucleotides. RefSeq lists its product as uncharacterized. NCBI's taxonomy places the organism in Eukaryota, Apicomplexa, Conoidasida, Eucoccidiorida, Sarcocystidae. The coding region runs from base 1 to 357 and encodes 118 amino acids. The record is from RefSeq and is a predicted model, not a curated record. The transcript has a single exon.